AUCGAGCGUAUCAGCCUCGGGUAUAUUGAAGCGAGCAGCCGACGAGUGAGGAAUAUACGUGCAACGAGAAAAUUAACAUACAAGUGUUAUCAUCCGUUAAAUAAACACUUAUCGCCACUUAAGUUAUCGCAAAACAAAUAGCUGGCAAACGGCGCCAGUAGAAAGAAGAAAAUACGUGAGAAGUUGCGUUAAUAAAACCGGUUUGGUCACUACAGUGCGGUGAAAAAGAGUCUUCGUAGAGAUAGAGAGAGUGCAGAGUCAGUUGGCGUCGUAUCAACGGAGGAGUACGAAUCCGGUCCUUGAAUCAUUCGAUUUAUUCUUGCAUUGUCAUGAAUCGUUGGAUAGGUAAAGUGGCUGUCGUGACCGGUGCCAGUUCUGGGAUCGGUGAGGCUAUCGCUACGACUCUCGUCGAGCAUGGUCUCAAAGUCGUCGGUUUGGCGAGACGAAUUGAUAAGUUGCGAGAGAUCGCCGAACGACUGGCGACCGCUAAAGGUUCCUUCCAUCCGAUCCAGUGCGAUGUCGUGAAGGAGGAAGAAAUCCUUAAAGCCUUUGAGUAUGCCAAUAGUCUCGGCGGCGUUGAUAUUCUCAUCAACAACGCGGCAGUCAUUUAUCCGGAGACCAUCAUAGAUGGCACCACCGAGAAAUACCACUCGAUUCUGGACAUAAACGUGGCAGCCGUUGCGAUUUGCACGCGAGAAGCCACGAAAUCGAUGAGAGAACGUAACGUCGAGGGACACAUUAUCAAUAUAAACAGCACCGCCGGGCACAACGCCAGCAUUGCGAAAGCUCCAUUAAGCCUUUAUCACACGAGCAAGUAUGCGAUAACCGGAAUGACGGAGGUGAUUAGGAACGAACUUACCGCAGUGAAAGCGCCGAUUAAAGUGACAAGCUUAUCGCCCGGCUUGGUGAAGACGGAUCUGCCUGCGAAUUUAGCACCAUUGGAUACAAUUUUCAAAAUAGCCCCGCAUUUGCUAUCUCAGGACAUUGCCGACGCGGUCGUGUACCUCCUUGGUACACCGCCGCAUGUCCAGGUCACAGAGUUGUCUAUUAUCGGUAGUGCUCUCGAGGAAGAUUAGUAACUAUCUAACGUUUCGAUAUGAUUUUGUUCAAUAGCAGAUAUAAGAUAUCAUAGCAUACAAAUGAUCUUAUAGUUAUUAUAAAUAUUAUAAAAUGUUUACUGCU
This is a messenger RNA of Dinoponera quadriceps, 1182 nucleotides long. Its product is annotated as dehydrogenase/reductase SDR family member 11-like. Bases 330 to 1076 code for a protein of 248 amino acids. Lineage: Eukaryota; Metazoa; Arthropoda; Insecta; Hymenoptera; Formicidae. The record is from RefSeq and is a predicted model, not a curated record. The transcript has 6 exons.